This is a messenger RNA of Dicentrarchus labrax (European seabass), 1420 nucleotides long. Its product is annotated as polymeric immunoglobulin receptor-like. The coding region runs from base 10 to 933 and encodes 307 amino acids. The transcript is spliced from 6 exons. Lineage: Eukaryota; Metazoa; Chordata; Actinopteri; Moronidae. The record is from RefSeq and is a predicted model, not a curated record.
AUUGGUUCAAUGAGGAAGUCUAGAAUCAUUCUCACAGUGAGUUGGUCCUUGUUGUUGUGUCUUACUCUGCUCAUCAACAUGGCUCUUCAUCUCAGUGUUCUUCUCAUCUUCACUGGACUCACAGUUGCAGGAAUUCACAGCGUAACUACAGUCAGUAAAGUGUCAGUGAAGGCUGGAGGCUCCAUCUCUAUCCCAUGUCUCUAUGACCCAAAGUACACACACCAUGUCAAAUACUUGUGUAAAGGAUCUAAUGUGGGGUCCUGCUCCUGCAAAGUUAAAACUGAUCAACCAGACAGUUCAGGAAAGUUUUCAAUCUCUGAUGACAAACAACAAAGAAUUUUCACUGUGACUAUUAAUAAUCUGAUGAUGGACGACACUGAUUACUGGUGUAUUGUGGAGAUAAAUGACCUGAAUAGUGACGGGAAGCCUUUUCAGCUGUCAGUCACCAGAGGUUGGCCCCAACUCUUUGUGGAUCAUCAGGAGAUUACAGGAUUUAAUGGAGAAGAUGUAACCAUCCAUGGUUCCUAUAGUAACACUGGAGAGAUUGAGUGGUGCAGGCUGGGAGGGUCCUGUGUGAAUGAAUCGUCUGGAUCAAUAAAUGGAACAAGAGUGACCAUUAAUGCAAAUGUCCCCAAAGUUUUCACUGUGACUAUGAGUGGACUGAGGACAGAGAGCAGCGGCUGGUAUUUCUGUACCAAAGGACUCCUACAGAUGCCAGUGCAUGUGACUGUUAAAGAGAGACCCAGCACUACUGAACCUGUGAAUCACACUGCUGUCUCUGCAUAUGGGGAACCUACCACAGUUCAGGGUGGGAACCACAGUGUUUCCAUUCACCUGAAGAGUUUCAUCAUCCGUCUGAGCGUGUUGAUCUCCAUUGUAAUGGUGGCCUCGUUCAUAUGGUUCAUGUUCAAAAGAUGCAAGGUCAUACACUGAGAGUGAUGUGGAUGAAACGUUCUGUGGUUUCCAGAAAGCAACAAACUGCAGAAAGUGGUCCAUUUAAGAGACCCAGCCCGGCCUGACACUGUUCACACUGUUUCUCUUUAUUCUUCCACUGUCAUGUUCCUUCUGUCCUCCAUUGUGCUGCUGCUGUUGUUUGUUUGUGCAGUAAAUAUUAGAACUGCACAGAGAGUUCAUUUUGAGCUAUUCGACGUUCCCUCUACUUUCUGAUCCUCCUCUGUAUAUCUGCAAAAGAAGCUCUGACCAGUUUGUUUGUGUUUGUGAUAAAACUCUUUUAGUUCAUCUGCUGAGAUUAGGUUGAUCAAUCUGUCACUGCUUUUAAAUCGCUUCAUAAAACAUUCUGACUUCAAAAAAAGUGUCCAUUUUAUUUCUUUAUAUUUUAUUGUUCAUUUAUUGUAUUUGAUCUUUUUGUGAAGCUGUUUGUAACAGAAUACCUCUAUAUAAAUAAACUUUGUUAUUAUUA